Molecule: messenger RNA, 1209 nt
Organism: Micropterus dolomieu (smallmouth bass)
Lineage: Eukaryota; Metazoa; Chordata; Actinopteri; Centrarchiformes; Centrarchidae
Product: protein AMBP-like
Exons: 8
Coding region: 1-684 (227 amino acids)
Cellular component (GO): cell surface; plasma membrane
Molecular function (GO): serine-type endopeptidase inhibitor activity
Source: RefSeq, a predicted model, not a curated record
AUGCAGAGAGCAUUGAGUCUGGUGUCUCUCCUGGUCCUGGGGUCGGCUUGGACCCUGCAGGCGGCCCAUGUGCUCACAGAACCUCUUAUCCUCACACAGGAGAACUUCGAUCUGGGCCGGUUUAUGGGGAAGUGGUAUGAGGUAGCAGUGGUUUCUACUUGUCCUCACUACAUGCAGAGAAAGCGGGGAAACCCCAUCAUUGUUGCACUGGAGCUGCAACAUGUUCCAUGUGAGGACAACUUCACAAUGAUGGGCACUAGUUUCAGGAAUGGCUCAUGUAAGCAGAUGUCCACAGUUCAUGGUCUGACCACCACUCCAGGACGAUUCUACCACCAUGUUGCAAGGUUCGGAGCAGAUGUUGAUUCCUUUGUGGUUCAUUCCAACUAUGAUGAGUAUGCAAUGAUGCUUCUGCUGAGCACAGAGAAACCAUCAGGAAAUAAAACCACCACAGUCAAGCUUUAUAGUCGAAAUAUGAAUGUGAAGGCUGCUGUGCUGGACGACUUCAAAACACUGGUCAGACAACAUGGAUUAAGUGACGACACUAUCAUCAUGAAUCAGAACAAAGGUGAGUGUGUUCCAGGUGAGCAGGGGACAAAGCCCAUCACUACUCAGCCUCAGACUUUGGCUCCCAAGAAGUCAAAAAGAAACGUGGUGCCACCCUGUACAAGAGGAGGAUGCUGGUAAUAUUUGACCAGGCUGGGAGACCAUGUGGAACACUUGAAAAGGACGAUCGUCACACAAACACUUACCAGACUAAAAUAUUUUCACACUGUUGAGUGUGAAAACACAUUUUCAAGUCUUAUCUCUUAUCUUAUGGUAAAACAAUCACUGUUUAGUUAGUACUGACUUCCUAUGGAUAUGGUACACACUGUAUAAAUACUAUACUGUAUGUUAAUUUAGCACUAUUUUUAUUAUGGUAUUUUCAUUUAUGUGAAAAGGCUUGGUAUGUCAAAAGUAAGUUGUAAUGGAGGCGCUUUGCAAAUAAAAUUAUUCAGUGUUAAUCUGAGUGCAUUUGACCUUUCAGAGUACAUACAGAAAGCUGCACUGUAUAUCUUAUAGUGUUGGUCCGAACCUCUCGUUAUUUAAACAUAAAAUAAACUAAAGACAAAAAAGAAAGAAAGAAAUGUGGAGUCUUAAGGAGUUGACUUGAUAAAACUCCCACCAGCUAACCAUUAAGGAAUACAUAGCUAUUCAUUAUUACUUUAUUGC